Molecule: messenger RNA, 1468 nt
Organism: Peromyscus eremicus (cactus mouse)
Lineage: Eukaryota; Metazoa; Chordata; Mammalia; Rodentia; Cricetidae
Gene: Brap
Product: BRCA1 associated protein
Exons: 10
Coding region: 134-1453 (439 amino acids)
Biological process (GO): protein ubiquitination; Ras protein signal transduction
Cellular component (GO): cytoplasm
Molecular function (GO): ubiquitin protein ligase activity; zinc ion binding; nucleic acid binding
Source: RefSeq, a predicted model, not a curated record
CUGCCGCUGCUGAGGCGGCGGCCGCGGCUCCGAGGCGGUGGCGGCGCUGCCCACCGCGGGCCGCUCGGGCUCUGGGCUCGGCCCGCAGCCUUCCCUGAUCCCGCCGGGGCCCACGCCGACCAGCGCCUGCCCUAUGAGUGUGUCACUGGUAGUCAUCCGACUGGAACUCGCGGGUCACUCGCCUGUCCCCGCCGACUUCGGCUUCAGCGCCGCCGCUGGGGAGAUGUCCGAUGAGGAGAUCAAAAAGAAGGCACUGGCUUCAGCUACCGCCUGUCUAGAAGGGAAGUCACCAGGGGAGAAAGCAGCCAUCAUCCACCAGCACCUUGGCCGUCGGGAAAUGACUGAUGUGAUUAUCGAGACCAUGAAGGCCAGCCCAGAUGAGAUGAGAGAGACAAUGGAAGAGAAGAAGUCUUCAGCAGCCUCCCUGUCCGCGCAGAGAAGCAGAAAGCAGAGUGAGUCGGCGAACACAGCCCCAGACUCCCCGUCCAAGCAGCUCCCAGAUCAGAUUUCCUUCUUCAGUGGCAACCCCUCCGUUGAAAUAGUCCACGGCAUCAUGCACCUGUAUAAGACCAAUAAGAUGACCUCCUUAAAGGAAGAUGUGCGGCGUAGUGCCAUGCUGUGUGUCCUCACCGUCCCUGCCACCAUGACCAGUCACGACCUUAUGAAGUUUGUUGCCCCCUUCAAUGACGUGAUUGAGCAGAUGAAAAUCAUCAGAGACUCUACUCCCAAUCAGUAUAUGGUGCUGAUCAAGUUCAGCGCACAGGCUGACGCCGAUAGCUUCUACAUGGCAUGCAACGGCCGCCAGUUCAACUCCAUUGAAGAUGACGUUUGCCAGCUGGUCUACGUGGAAAGGGCUGAAGUGCUGAAAUCUGAAGAUGGCGCCAGCCUCCCUGUGAUGGACCUGACGGAACUCCCCAAGUGCACAGUCUGUCUGGAGCGAAUGGACGAGUCUGUGAAUGGCAUCCUCACCACCCUAUGCAAUCACAGCUUCCACAGCCAGUGUCUGCAGCGCUGGGACGACACCACGUGUCCUGUUUGCCGAUACUGUCAAACGCCAGAGCCAGUGGAAGAAAACAAGUGUUUUGAGUGUGGUGUCCAGGAAAACCUCUGGAUUUGUUUAAUAUGUGGCCACAUAGGAUGUGGACGGUAUGUAAGUCGGCAUGCUUACAAGCACUUUGAGGAAACUCAGCACACAUACGCCAUGCAGCUUACCAACCAUCGGGUCUGGGACUAUGCUGGAGAUAAUUAUGUCCAUCGACUGGUUGCAAGCAAGACGGAUGGCAAGAUCGUUCAGUACGAGUGUGAGGGCGACACCUGCCAGGAAGAGAAGAUAGACGCCCUCCAGUUAGAGUAUUCGUACUUACUGACAAGCCAGCUGGAAUCGCAGCGGAUAUACUGGGAAAACAAGAUCGUUCGCAUAGAGAAGGACACGGCAGAGGAGGUGAGUGUCUGACCUGGUGACUGGAAU